Scheffersomyces stipitis CBS 6054 is the source of this 2736-nucleotide messenger RNA. RefSeq names its product translation initiation factor eIF3 subunit c (gene NIP1). Gene Ontology annotation, biological process: translational initiation. Lineage: Eukaryota; Fungi; Ascomycota; Pichiomycetes; Serinales; Debaryomycetaceae. Gene Ontology annotation, molecular function: translation initiation factor activity; translation initiation factor binding; RNA binding. The transcript has a single exon. The record is from RefSeq and is a predicted model, not a curated record. Gene Ontology annotation, cellular component: eukaryotic translation initiation factor 3 complex. The coding region runs from base 46 to 2565 and encodes 839 amino acids.
CGACAUCUACACAACGUGAAACAGCACAACAGUGAUAUAUACAAGAUGUCUCGUUUCUUUGUUGCCGGCUACAACUCGGACUCGUCGUCUGAGGAAGAGGACUUGUUGAGUUCUGAUGAAGAAUUGCUUUCUUCCUCCUCUGAAGGAGAACAGGAAACGUCAGACGAUGACAGCUUAGAUUUCGAUGACCAGUCUGAUUCUGACUCAAGUGACUCUGACUCCGAUGGCCGUCCAAGUGGUCCAGCAUAUUUCUUGAAGAAGGACUUCAUGAAAGGUGGUGCUGGCGGAGACUCUGACUCUGACUCUGAGGAUGAAGGCAGAAGAGUAGUGAAGUCUGCCAAGGACAAGUUGCUUGACGACAUGAACGAAUCCAUUGAAGCCAUUAACGUAGCCAGAAGAUCCGACACUUGGACCACCGUUGUAUCGGAAUUUGACAAGUUGGGACGUCUCUUGGUUAGAGCUGGUCAGCAAAGCGUGUCUACGCCUAAUGCCUACAUCAGAUGUUUGGCCGAUUUGGAAGACUACAUCACUGCUACUAGUGAAAACGAGAAAACCGAAAAGUCUUUAAACGCAGCCGAAGCCAGAGCAUUUAACAUGGCUAAACAGAGAGUCAGAAAGCAAAUCAAAGAGUACCAGGCCCAAUAUGACCUCUACAGAGAGAACCCAGAAUUGUUUGAAAGGGAAGAAUCCGUAGACAUCGCUGCUCCUUCCAGAUCUGAUGUUCCAGUAGAAGAUACUACGGGCAGAGUCUUGAGUCCUGUGUUCACCAUCUUGAAACAGAUCGCUGAGACUCGUGGUAAGAAGAACAUCGACAAGUACGAACAGAUCAAAACCUUGGAAGACUUGUUGAACGACAAUUUGGCAAAGGGCUCUGUUUUCGAGUUGAUUUCCAUCUAUCAGAUGUUGUUGUCGAUCCGUUUCGACGCUUCGGCCAACCAGAACUUCAUGCCUAUUGAACAAUGGAAGAACAACGAGGCAGACCUCACCUCUUUGAUCGGACUUUUGGAAUCCAACAAGGACACCUACCAGUUGUCUGAGCUUGGUUCUACUACUGAUGAUAUCGACAUCGAACCUGUAGCCAAUGAAUCUGGUGUCAAGGCUAUCUUUGGCUCCAUAACUUCGUUGAUCGACAGAUUGGACGAUGAAUUCACCAGAUCCUUGCAGAACACCGAUCCUCACUCGAUUGAGUACGUGCAAAGAUUAAAGGAUGAAACCACCAUCUACCAGUUGAUCGUGAGGGGCCAGUCUUAUAUUGAGUCUAUAACGCCAGCUGAAGUCCAGCAGUCGGUUGAGCAGUUGUCGAGAGUCGUUCUCCGUAGAUUGGAACAUAUCUACUACAAGCCUGACCAGUUGAUCAAAGCUAACGAGGCUGAAGCCUGGAAGGGUAUUUCUCACGAGUCUGUCAUUGUAUCCAAGGACUCCACUCCUGCUGAGUUGAUUGAAGGAUUGUCGUCGUUCUUAACCAAGCACAAGAAUCCAGUCUACGCCAAACACGCUUUGUUGUUCUCGGUCUACUACUACGCCGUCAACAACAACUACAACAGAGCCAAGGAGUUGUUCUUGGACUCGCAAAUCUUCAACAAAAUCCACCAUGCUGACUCCAGCUUGCAAGUCCAGUACAACAGAGCCAUUGUUCAGUUGGGUUUGAGUGCAUUCAGAAACGGAGCUGUCGAAGAAUCUCACAAGGUAUUGAACGAAAUCGUCAACUCGCAAAGAUCAAAGGAAUUGUUGGGCCAAGGGUUCAACUCUAAAUAUCCCAACCAAGCUACAACCGUGGAAAAGGCUAAGUUGUUGCCUUUCCACCAACACAUAAAUUUGGAAUUGCUUGAGUGUGUUUACCUGACCUGCUCGUUAUUGAUUGAAAUUCCAGCCUUGGCUGCAGCUACAAACUCCAAGGACUCCAGACGUAAGGCAACCACCAAGUCAUUCAAGAGUAAGUUAGAAUUCCACGACAGACAGUUCUUCACUGGUCCUCCAGAGAGUAUCAAAGAUCACAUAGUGCAUGCCUCCAUAGCUUUACUGAAGGGUGAUUGGGCUAAGGCUUACCAGUUGUUGUCGUCUAUCAAGAUCUGGAAGUUGUUCCCUGAUAACGAUGACUUGUUGGCCAUGAUGAAGAACCAGUUACAAGUCGAAGGUUUAAGAACAUACAUUUUCUCCUACAAGUCGAUUUUCUCUAAGUUAUCUUUAGGCAAGUUGUCGCAGAUCUUCGAGCUUGAAGCUGACAAAGUUGAGUCCAUUGUUCAAAAGAUGAUAGAGACAAAUGAGAUUGGCGGAACAUUAGACGAAUCCAAGGCAUUUAUCCAAUUCGCCAGUACCGAGCCACAAAGAUCCAGAUUGCAAGAGUUAGCUAUUGUUAUGAACGAAAAGGUUGGUUUGUUGACCGAAAAGAAUGAAAAGACUUCGUCCAACGGUUACGGUAAGAAGCAGCCUCAACAACAGCAACAACAGCAACAACAGCAACAGCAACAGCAGCAACAGCAGAAGGAUUUGCUCCAAGAGGACAACAGCAGAUUCAGAUACGCCAACGUUAACACUAACAACGAUGAAUUCCAAACUACUGCCUAAGCUGAGCUGGCUGUUCCAGUCACGUUUUGUACAAUAAUCUCUUUAGCAUGGAUCUCUAUUUGCAUCUAGACCAGAUAGACUCUGUCUUCCUGAACUUAUCAAGGCUGAUUUGUUCCUGAGUCCCUGACUCGAUAUAUAUAUUAGUUCUUUUUAAUAUAACGUUCUACGUGA